Salarias fasciatus (jewelled blenny) is the source of this 585-nucleotide messenger RNA. RefSeq names its product heat shock protein, alpha-crystallin-related, b12 (gene hspb12). The transcript has 3 exons. The record is from RefSeq and is a predicted model, not a curated record. NCBI's taxonomy places the organism in Eukaryota, Metazoa, Chordata, Actinopteri, Blenniiformes, Blenniidae. Bases 1 to 585 code for a protein of 194 amino acids.
AUGGCGUCAGUGAUAUCCUCCAGCCGCAGAUCAUCCUCGUCGUACCGCUCCUCGUCACGUUACAGCACGUCCAGCUCCUAUCGGUCGGAGGGUUCUCUGGGGGGAUCGUCCGAUUCUCUGGACGCUCUCUUUGAGCCUUUUCUGGACUCUGCCGAUCGCAGCAGCCUGUUUGGGGAUGAGGGCUCCGGGAGUCCCACCUGUAUGACCCCCUUCAGCCUGCACGGCAGAUCCUCCUACGGGCAAACUGGCGGCGCUGUGACGAGCAGGCAGCCCGGCGCAGGUGGCGGCGGCGUUCAGCGUGUGGGAGACAGCUACUGCACGUCUGUUGACGUCAGCCAGUUCGAGCCACACGACAUCGUGGUGAUGGCGUACAACCACCACGUCGUCGUUCACGCCCAGAAGGUAUUGGACGACGGAAGUGUGAGCGACACCUUUACCCAUAAGUCCUUGUUCCCAGAGGACAUGGACCCCUUAUCGGUCUGUGGAGCCCUGAAUCCUGACGGUACCCUCGUGGUGACUGUUCGUCGGAUCGUCGCUCCUGUUCUGGACCCACCUCCAAUAUACCGCAGUGAAGCCCACCUUUGA